UUUGAAGCACAUGAUGAAGCAGUGAAAGGCUUGUAGAUUUGUCUCAUCCUCCUUCUUCCUGCACGGCAGCGCUUGCUAAUAGUGAAACGUGACCAGAAAGCCAGCUGACAUCCACGCCGACUGCGCGCUGACACCGACACUGUGACUGUGAUCAUGGCCUCAAAGGAGCUCGCACUCUUGAGCGUGUCAGACAAAACUGGACUGGUGGACUUUGCUAAACGGCUGGUGGACGUCGGGCUGUCUCUGGUCGCCUCGGGUGGCACAGCCAAAGCCCUGCGUGAUGCUGGGCUUAAAGUCAGGGAUGUGUCUGAGCUGACUGGACAUCCAGAGAUGCUGGGAGGCAGAGUGAAGACCCUGCACCCAGCUGUCCACGGAGGCAUCCUGGCCAGAAAGUCCCCAGGUGACACCGCAGACAUGGAGAAGCUGGGCUACAGUCUGGUCAGAGUCGUGGUUUGCAACCUCUAUCCGUUUGUGAAGACCGUCUCUAACCCGAAUGUCACAGUGGAGGACGCUGUGGAGCAGAUUGACAUCGGUGGUGUUACUCUGCUGAGAGCAGCAGCUAAGAAUCAUGCCCGCGUCACCAUCGUGUGCGAUCCCGCUGACUAUUCCCUCGUCGCCAAGGAGAUGGAGGCUUCAGGGGACAAAGACACGGCCCUGGAAACACGCAGGACUCUGGCGCUGAAAGCCUUCACACACACGGCCCAGUAUGAUGAGGCUAUAUCGGACUACUUCCGUGGACAGUACAGCCGCGGCGUGUCUCAGCUGCCUCUGCGUUACGGCAUGAACCCGCACCAAGCGCCGGCCCAGAUCUACACUCUGCGGCCAGUCCUGCCGCUCAAAGUUGUCAACGGUUCUCCCGGGUUUAUCAACCUGUGUGACGCUCUGAAUGCUUGGCAGCUGGUCCGAGAGCUGAAGCGCGCCCUCGGCAUGGCUGCUGCCACUUCUUUCAAACACGUCAGCCCUGCUGGAGCUGCAGUAGGAGUCCCACUGUCUGAGGAGGAAGCCAAAGUGUGCAUGGUGCAUGACAUGCUGAAGGAUCUCAGCCCGCUGGCCACAGCCUACGCUAGAGCCAGAGGUUCGGACAGAAUGUCGUCUUUUGGAGAUUUCAUUGCUGUGUCAGAUGUGUGCGACGUUCCCACCGCCAAGAUCAUAUCGAGAGAGGUAUCAGAUGGUAUCAUUGCUCCCGGUUAUGACGAGGAGGCGCUCAAAAUCCUUUCCAAGAAGAAGAACGGCAACUACUGCGUGCUCCAGAUGGAUCCAGAGUAUGAGCCCGAUGACGCUGAGGUCAGGGUGUUGUUUGGUCUCUAUCUCAAACAGAAGAGGAACGGAGCGCUCAUCGACAAGGAAUUCUUCACCAACGUUGUUUCCAAGGGCUCGCUCUCUGAGGAAGCUGUACGUGACCUGACCGUGGCCUCCAUCGCCGUCAAGUACACCCAGUCCAACUCCGUCUGCUACGCUAAAGAUGGACAGGUUAUUGGUAUUGGUGCGGGUCAGCAGUCUCGUAUCCACUGCACACGGCUGGCCGGAGACAAAGCUGAUAACUGGUGGCUGAGACACCACCCGCGUGUCCUGAACAUGAAGUUUCGCAGCGGUGUGAAGCGAGCAGAGAUGGCCAACGCAAUCGACCAGUACGUCAGCGACACCAUUGGAGAGGGUCCAGACUUGGCAGUGUGGAAGUCAAUGUAUGAGGAAGUGCCUGAGCCUCUAUCGGACACUGAAAAGAAGAACUGGAUAAGCUCCCUGCAGGCGGUGGCUGUCAGCUCUGAUGCUUUCUUCCCCUUCAGAGACAACAUAGAUCGUGCCAAACGGAGUGGCGUCGAGUACAUCGCAGCUCCGGCGGGCUCUGCUGCUGACGAGGUCGUGAUCAACGCCUGUAACGAGCAGGGCAUCACUCUGGUGCACACCAACCUGCGCCUCUUCCACCACUGAGCAACACGUUUCCACUGCAGGAGUUCGAACGUUUUUUUUUUUUGUUGUUGUUUUUUUUCUAACAUAGACGAUACUCAAACAUUCCGACUAGUGGAAAGCACAAAUGCACUGUUACAUUUAAUUGCAGACUUGGGAUCAUAACACUAGAGAGAUCAGUAGAGUAACUGUUCAAGUUCAUCAAGUUUAGUCAUGUGUCAGUGUGAAAUAAACGGUUGGUGACAGUU
Messenger RNA from Mugil cephalus (flathead mullet), 2153 nucleotides. RefSeq names its product 5-aminoimidazole-4-carboxamide ribonucleotide formyltransferase/IMP cyclohydrolase (gene atic). NCBI's taxonomy places the organism in Eukaryota, Metazoa, Chordata, Actinopteri, Mugiliformes, Mugilidae. Bases 154 to 1929 code for a protein of 591 amino acids. Gene Ontology annotation, cellular component: cytosol. Gene Ontology annotation, molecular function: IMP cyclohydrolase activity; phosphoribosylaminoimidazolecarboxamide formyltransferase activity. The transcript is spliced from 15 exons. The record is from RefSeq and is a predicted model, not a curated record. Gene Ontology annotation, biological process: 'de novo' IMP biosynthetic process.